Stegodyphus dumicola is the source of this 1251-nucleotide messenger RNA. RefSeq lists its product as uncharacterized. The record is from RefSeq and is a predicted model, not a curated record. NCBI's taxonomy places the organism in Eukaryota, Metazoa, Arthropoda, Arachnida, Araneae, Eresidae.
AUGGUGGCUACUACAAAGAGGCUGGAAAUGGUGGCUACUACAAAGAGGCUGGAAAUGGUCGCUACAAAGAGGCUGGAGGCUGGAUAUGGUGGCCACUACAAAGAGGCUGGAAAUGGUGGCUGCUACAAAGAGGCUGGAAAUGGUGGCUACAAAGAGGCUGGAAAUGGUGGCCACUACAAAAGAAGCUGGAGGAAAUGGUGGCUGCUACAAAGAGGCUGGAAAUGGUGGCUGCUACAAAGAGGCUGGAAUGGUGGGCUCUGUACAAAGGUGGCUGGAAAUGGUGGCUGCUACAAAGAGGCUGGAAAAUGGUGGCUGCUACAAAGAGGUGGAAAUGGUGGCUGCUACAAAGAGGCUGGGGAAAUGGUGGGCUACAAGAGGCUGGAAAUGGUGGCUACAAAGAGGCUGGAAUGGGGCUGCUACAAAGAGGCUGGAAAUGGUGGCUGCUACAAAGAGGCUGGAAAUGGGGCUGCUACAAAGAGGCUGGAAAUGGUGGCUACUACAAAGAGGCUGGAAAUGGUGGCUACUACAAAGAGGCUGGAUAUGGUGGCCACUACAAAGAGGCUGGAAAUGGUGGCUACAAAGAGGUGGAAAUGGUGGCUGCUACAAAGAGGCUGGAAAUGGUGGGCUGAGGCUGGAAAUGGUCGCUACUACAAAGAGGCUGGAAAUGGUCGCUACUACAAAGAGGCUGGAUAUGGUGGCCACUACAAAGAGGCUGGAAAUGGUGGCUGCUACAAAGAGGCUGGAAAUGGUGGCUAUUACAAAGAGGCUGGAAAUGGUGGCCACUACAAAGAGGCUGAAAAUGGUGGCUGCUACAAAGAGGCUGGAAAUGGUGGCUGCUACAAAGAGGCUGGAAAUGGUGGCUACUACAAAGAGGCUGGAAAUGGUCGCUACUACAAAGAGGCUGGAUAUGGUGGCCACUACAAAGAGGCUGGAAAUGGUGGCUGCUACAAAGAGGCUGGAAAUGGUGGCUAUUACAAAGAGGCUGGAAAUGGUGGCCACUACAAAGAAGCUGGAAAUGGUGGCUGCUACAAAGAGGCUGGAAAUGGUGGCUGCUACAAAGAAGCUGGAAAUGGUGGCUGCUACAAAGAGGCUGGAAAUGGUGGCUGCUACAAAGAGGCUGGAAAUGGUGGCUGCUACAAAGAGGCUGGAAAUGGUGGCUGCUACAAAGAGGCUGGAAAUGGUGGCUGCUACAAAGAGGCUGGAAAUGGUGGCUGCUACAAAGAGGCUGGAAAUGGUGGCUGCUACAAAUAG